GAUGGAGCGGUUUCCCUGGCGCUGACACAUGGGAGACCUCAGGAUGUGUUGGCCUCAGGGAGCCAAGGAGCAAGCGAGAGGACCCAGAGGCACGUUGAGUACUGCAGCUCUGUGGCCAUCACGAUGUUCUGGAAGUUUGACUUGAAUACCACAUCCCAUAUUGACAAGCUGCUGGACAAAGAGCAUGUGACACUGCAGGAGUUAAUGGAUGAAGAUGACAUCCUGCAAGAAUGUAAGGCUCAGAACCGGAAGCUGCUGGACUUUCUGUGCAGGCCACAGUGUAUGGAGGAACUGGUGAACCUCAUCACACAGGACCCACCCUUGGACAUGGAAGAGAAGGUCCGCUUCAAAUACCCAAACACAGCCUGUGAGCUUCUGACUUGCGAUGUGCCACAGAUCAGCGACAGACUAGGUGGGGAUGAGAGUCUGUUGAACCUUCUGUAUGACUUCCUGGAUCGAGAACCACCACUCAACCCUCUGCUUGCCAGUUUUUUCAGCAAGACAAUUGGCAAUCUCAUUGCAAGAAAAACUGAACAGGUGAUUGUGUUCUUGAAGAAGAAAGACAAGUUCAUCAGCCUGGUGCUGAAGCACAUGGGCACCUCGGCACUCAUGGACCUGUUACUGCGCCUUGUCAGCUGUGUGGAACCUGUGGGGCUCCGGCAGGAAGUCCUGCAUUGGCUUAAUGAAGAGAAAAUCAUCCAGAGACUUGUGGAAUUGAUCCAUCCGCAUCAGGACGAAGAUCGGCAGUCGAAUGCUUCUCAGGCACUCUGCGACAUUGUCAGGCUGAGCAGAGACCAGAGCAGUCAACUCCAAGAGACUCUGGAGCCAGACCCCCUCCUCACAGCACUGGAGUCGCAGGACUGUGUGGAGCAGCUUCUAAAGAACAUGUUUGACGGAGACCAGACAGAGAGCUGCCUGGUCAGCGGAAUGCAGGUGCUGCUUGCCUUGCUGGAGCCACGGCGGGCUGGGACAGAGGGCUUGGUGGACUCCUUUUCUCAGGGACUGGAAAGGUCGCACGCUGUCAGCAGCAGUGUCCUGAAUGGCAUUGAGCCACGGCUGAAGGACUUCCACCAGCUCCUUCUCAACCCACCAAAGAAGAAAGCGAUCCUGACCACCAUUGGAGUGCUGGAGGAGCCCUUGGGGAAUGCCCGUCUGCAUGGUGCACGCCUCAUGGCUGCGCUGCUGCACACAAAUACACCCAGCAUCAACCAGGAGCUCUGCCGGCUCAAUACCAUGGACUUGCUGCUGGACUUGUUUUUUAAGUACACCUGGAAUAACUUUUUGCACUUCCAAGUGGAACUAUGCAUAGCCGCUAUUCUCUCCCAUGCUGCCCGGGAGGAGAGGGCAGAAGCUGGUGGAUCCGAGAGCAGGGUGGAGCCUCCACAGGGAAGCGGGAAUGGGAACAGGAGCCUGGAGACACCCCAGCCUGUCGCCAGCCUCCCUGAGAACACGAUGGUGACCCACCUGUUCCAGAAGUGCUGCCUGGUGCAGAGGAUCCUGGAGGCCUGGGAAGCCAAUGACCACACACAGGCAGCUGGUGGCAUGAGGCGCGGGAAUAUGGGCCACCUCACGCGGAUUGCCAACUCAGUGGUGCAGAACCUGGAGCAGGGCCCUGUGCAGACCCACAUCAGCGAGGUUAUCCAAGGGCUCCCUGCAGAUUGCCGUGGACGCUGGGAGAGCUUCGUAGAGGAGACACUGACCGAGACCAACCGGAGGAAUACCGUGGACCUGGUGAGCACUCACCACCUUCACUCCUCGAGUGAGGACGAGGACAUUGAGGGUGCGUUCCCUAACGAGCUGUCCCUUCAGCAGGCAUUCUCUGAGUACCAGAUCCAACAGAUGACAGCCCAUUUCGUGGAUCAGUUCGGCUUCAAUGACGAGUUUGCAGACCAGGAUGACAGCAUCAAUGCCCCUUUUGAUAGGAUUGCAGAGAUCAACUUCAACAUCGAUGCAGACGAGGACAGCCCCAGCACAGCUCUGUUUGAAGCCUGCUGCAGUGACCGAAUCCAGCCCUUUGAUGAUGAGGAAGAAGAGGAUAUCUGGGAGGAUGAGGAAACUCGUAGUACUGCCCGGGUGAUGGCCAGAGCCAGGUUUGGAGCCCCACACAGCUCAGAAAGCUGCUCUAAGAAUGGCUUGGAGCGUGAAGGCCAGGACAGGAAGGCAGGCUCAGAGGCAGACAGGAACAAACCUGGAGCAGCGACCCCCCUGGCCCUUGCACAGAAUGAAGGCUUCUCAGAGGGUAACUCAGAAGAUGCUGCAUGGACUGCAGUCUUUGAUGAGCCAGUGAACCCGACAGCCCCAGUCCCAGGAGCUGCGAGGGAUGUGGGUUCUAGCGUGUGGGCAGCUGGCGCCUCAGCCCCAGAGGAGAAAGGCUGGGCCAAGUUCACUGACUUUCAGCCUUUCUGCUGCUCCGAGUCAGGGCCCAGGUGCAGCUCUCCCGUGGACACAGACCACAGCCAUGCUGAGAAUGGCCAGAGCCCCAGCCCAGAGAAAGCCUUUGGUCCUGCCUCCCCUUGUGCCUGGAAUGUGUGUGUCACCAGGAAGGCCCCCCCGGUGGCCUCCGACAGCAGCUCCUCUGGGGGCUCUGACAGUGAGGAUGAGGAGAAGGCGGCUGGCAUUGCAGAAACUGUGAGCUCAGGCCCUAGCCUGGAGGCGCCCUCACCACCCAGGAAGGAGGAUGCUGCUGGCAGGGCUGAGUGUGUGGGCAGCACACCGCCAGACUCUGCCUGCCCUGUGCCCUCAAAAGUGACCUCUGCCCUGGCCAUGGCUGUGUCUCCGGAGGCGACCAUGGCCACCCCAGCACUGGACAAGGCAAGUCUUCCCCCGGCUCACCCGGCAGUAUGUACUGCAGUGGCUGUAGCUGUCCCUGCGGGGCCCAUCGUGGAGGUUACCACAGCCCCAGCCACAGUGGCCACCCUGGGGACUGUGACAAAGGACAGGGAGACAGAUGCCCCGCCAGGAGCUGCCGCCUUAAAUGGUCCUGUGUAACGCUGCUGCCACCAGCCAUGGCCACCCUGGCCAGGCUGCAUCCUUAAUCAGAAAACUACCUGGUGAUGCAAUUUGUUUUUUUUUUUUAAUUUAAUUUUAAAAUAAAUGCUGCAUUGGUAAAGCUGGCAGUUGGAA
Molecule: messenger RNA, 3123 nt
Organism: Chinchilla lanigera (long-tailed chinchilla)
Lineage: Eukaryota; Metazoa; Chordata; Mammalia; Rodentia; Chinchillidae
Gene: Ppp6r2
Product: protein phosphatase 6, regulatory subunit 2
Exons: 23
Coding region: 124-2988 (954 amino acids)
Cellular component (GO): cytosol; nucleus
Molecular function (GO): protein phosphatase regulator activity; protein phosphatase binding
Source: RefSeq, a predicted model, not a curated record